Molecule: messenger RNA, 5759 nt
Organism: Porites evermanni
Lineage: Eukaryota; Metazoa; Cnidaria; Anthozoa; Scleractinia; Poritidae
Source: the annotation of a GenBank genome assembly
AUGCCCGUUGAUAACAAGAGAAUUCCGGGCCCUGAAAUAACGCAACCAGUUGUUUUAAGAGAAGAAAAACGCCUUCGAAAGCCUCUGGUAACUUCGAUCAUGCGAUUUCGUAUUGUUUAGUUUCUAGUGGUAGUUAUAUCACAGUCUUUGUUGUAGAUCAGCAGGGAGGGCUUGCGACAAGAUGGCCGCAAAGAGGACGAACUGAGGCCAAUGUGUAAGUUUGCUGUGAAUUCUGUACGAACGUCUUGCAUUAAGGUUUAAAAGAAAAAUUAAGUUUUUAUUUUUUUUUAAUUGGUUAUCCUAUAGCUAUAAAACAUCAAAUUGAUUUAACGUAUGUGUGUAACCAAGAUCAGAGAUAAAUUCAGGGGCACCCAACGACUGUUUUCUGUAAAAUAUCUGUUCGGAAAAGCAUUCCCUAUAAUUAUAGGAUGACCGAACAGAUACCAAUUUUAUAAAACCGCUUAGAUUGCAAGUCUAGAGAUCUAAAAAUACUCUUGAUAGCCUAAAAAGUGUUUUCAAUGUAUGUAGGCGGAAACUGUCGUUGGUUGCCCCUGUUAAUUUGGUCAUUGUGAUCGCCAUUGUAUUUUUCAGUUCUUCGUUCAGGAGUUGUAAGUCAGGCAAGGGGAUCAGCUUACAUUGAGAUGCAAAGAACCAAGGUUACAUGUGCAGUGUAUCCUUAUGCAUAAAUACCAAUAGUACAUGUGACUUGAAAGUUGGCUGCUUGAGGCAUUGAUCAGUAAGCUUCCACUAUGGGCUGCCAGCUCAUAGGUGAAAAAAAGUAUUUCUUCAAUUUUCACCUUUUUGUUUUAGUCUAGUGAGUGCAAGCUCCUGUUACCCUUUAGGGACUGUAUGUUAUGGCUGAGCAGAGUGGGGGUGGGGAGGGGGGAAACGGAGCAGUGUUUAGAAUAUUUUCAAAAUCAGUGGAACUGGAGGGUUCAUUUUUCAAAUUCAGGUCUAGGCCAAAUGUUGAACUUUUCAUGAGAUGAACCAAUCUCGAAUUUGGGUCGACCUUAAUAAAAUUAAGUAAAGAUCCUCUGUUGGGAAGAGAAGUAAUAAACUGCACUUGAGUCACCUGCUACACAACUGCUUGAAAGCUCUUGAAAAUAACAAAAAUGUUUAUAUCAGGUCCAUUUACAGAUCUUUGCUAAGGAUGCCUAGGCUGGCGCAGAAAGGUUGCAUAGGACCAUGAGACCUGUGAAGGCACCUAAAGGCCUAUCAAAGGGCAGUGUUUGUCUCUAAACUUCAUUUUGUUUACAUGUGACAGUUUGACUUUAACAGAAGCUCAGAUAUGGCCCUAGAGAGUCAUCAAGACAACAAGAAUUUAAUCAAAAGGUUUAAGUCCAGUGAUGACUGGCAGUUGAUAAUAUUUAUCUUUAAGCUUCGCUCUGUAAUUUUAGUCUUUAUGGAAAAAAUUAUAUAUGAUACAUUAAAUGUGAUAAUAAUUUCUGAAAUAGUCCAUAUUUUCUUUAUUAGGGAAAACUCACCUGUGAAUUUAAAUUUGCACCAUUUUCUUGCUGGCAGAGAAGACAGCAUAUGCAGGUACUGCCUGGGUAAAUUCACUUCUCUCCAUUUUUCUUUUGAUGUUGUGGUUCACUUUUUUUUCUGUACAAUUCUCAAAUAAGUUCAAUUUUAUUUGAUGUCCUGGAAAUGUGAUGGUGAAUUUUAAGCUUGGUGAAUACACAAGAGAGAUGCUAUUCAAGUCAGUAACACAGGUCACUCUUUUUUUCAAGAAAAAAAUUCCUAUCACAUUAGGUGUUCAGUGGCACAUUGUUGUUGUUGUUUUUUUCUUGGUUAUGCUAUCAUGCACAUGAGCACACAUCAACUUUCCAGAGCUAGCAGCUUGCAGGAUGUUUGACACAUGAACCUAGUAUAAAGGUCCUAGCUUCCACAAGUCUCAUGGAGUGGUGGAGCAUCUGGACUAUAGUAGCCAGAAGGUCACCACUUUUGGAGAACUCAGAUUUUUUUUCUUCUAAGUGGCCUACUGUCACUGACUGAAUUAAUAUACAUGGAGUAAUGCCUAUUGUGGUCCAAUCAAUCAUGGCAAAGAUUAGGCCAUAAUUUCAAGCAAGCCACAAAACCACAAAAUUAAAAUGUACGCUUGCGAUGUAAUUUUCUCAUGCCCAAUGUUUUCAUCAGGACUCAGAAGAGAAAGAGUUUUCCUCUUUUGUUGUGCAAGCCUUGGAGCCAGCUGUUUGCCUGGUAAGAUUAAUUUUUACGCUGGUGUUUGUUGUUUAAUAUUUUUUUUGUUUUUAAGAGGCAGAUAAAUAAUGAAAGGCAAGGUUGUAGUGAAAAUUUCCUGAGCUGAAAAAUUAGUAAAGCCUAAACCUGAAACAGCCAUGGCUAUAAAAUGAAUUAAUUUUAAAAUAUUAUAUCCAGCUCUAAAGCUGCCCAUCCAAAUGAAAGCAAUUUAACAUGGUUUUUUCUAGCAUGGAAAUUACAGCAUUUUGUUGUUUAGGGUGAGGGUAAUCAGGUACUGCUCUAUAGAACUGUUGGAAGGAUCUUGCUUUCCACAAAAUAGGGGCCAUGCAGAAAAAAGGAAUAUUUGAAACACAAUUCUGUUUCCAUCAUGAAAACUACAGAUUUUCUGGGUAAACUGAUCAAAAGAGCUUUUGAAGAAAAUGUCUUCCUUUGUUACCAUUAAAAAUAGUAAAAACUUCUUUUCUGCUUUGUUUGCUUACAGGAAAAAUUCCCUAAGGCCCAAAUAGAUAUCUAUAUCACUGUUCUAGAGAAUGAUGGUAAUGGUAGGUUAUCUGUUUCUGUUAAAAAAUAUUGCUCAUUAAAUAUGUAAAAAUUGUAAAGUGUGCGCUAACCACAAAGUAACAACUGCGUCGCUUAUUGGAGGUGGGUGCCCGGGAUGUCCAGGGGCUUCCGCUUUUGGCACAGCCAGCCUCUAGAUAGAGUUACGCCUCCAUGGCUGGCAAACCCGCGCCCUCCAGCCAUGAGACCCCAAUGAUCCUAAGGCUAAACGAGGAGAGUGGCCACCAGGGAAACGUUGUACUGAGCACAUAUCAUGGAGGUGAUGCAAGCAAGGCUGACUACGCUUGAGCCAAACGACUGACUGCUGACCACACCCUUGCUCCUUGUUGUUAAUUGUGUGAAAUAAAUGUAACUUCAUUUAACUCUGGUUUAGAGCGGUUUUCACUUGACUGUCGUAAAACCAAAACCAAAGUAAAUACACUAGCCAACCAAAGGGCGUAGUAAAACCAAAACCAAACCAAUUCCUCAAUUACUUUCGACAGUCAAGUGAAAACCGCUCUAUUAAGUCCUUAGGAGCUUAGCUCCUUAUAAUACAACAAAAGAUAGAACCAUAAACUGGAAUAUCUCAGUUGAAAAGAAAAAAGAUAUUGUCUAGAUAGGUCGUCAAAAGAGAGAGUCUAUAAUAACAGCAGACAUGUGUAAUUUGUGCUGGGUAUUUACUUGAUUCAUAAAAAAAGCAACUUUUUUUGGUUUGGAUCAGCCCUGUCUGCAGGUAUUAUUUGUGCCUCGCUGGCAUUAGGAGAAGCUGGAAUAGAAAUGUAUGAUCUUGUCUCUUCAUGUUCUUUGGUAAGUGUUAAGUAAACAACAUGUAAUUGUCUUAAUUAUUUAAUAAAAUGAUAUUUGUGUUAUAGAUUUUGUAAAACAGCAUGUUAUUGUCAUGUUAUACAUGUAGAUUUGUAUUAUUACUGGUAACACAUAAAUAAUAUUAUAUGAACAACGUAUAUUUGAACAACAAUUAUUUAAUCGUACAAUCAAAUGAGUAUGCAAUUAUCAGUUGUGAUGAUCUUUCUAAGUGUAGUUUAUUUGUACAAUCAUGUGAAUUUGACUAAUAUACAUAUUUUAAUAGGCCUCUUCCAAGUUCUGGAAAUCCUCACUUUCAAACAAGGCCAAGUGCACAACCUUUCUUGUGAAAAUGAGUUUUAUUUGCAUGAGAAUGAAAAAUCAUUUCCAAAUCAAAGCUUGAAUACUUAGCCUCGUUUUGAUACAGAAGACCGGAAAUGGCCGAUUUUUGUUUGCUCAUGGAACUGAUUGCUUAAAAUUAUGCAUGUUAUUGUCAGAUACAAAAAGGUUCUACAUCACUUAUGGAUCCUACAUUUCUUGAGGUAUUUAUUUGGAGCAUUUUUUAUAUAGAUGUAAAUAUAUCCAUUCUGCAUUGUGAUGAUCUGUAUUUAUUUUUAAACGAAUCUUUUUGAUAAUCACCUGAGUGCAGGCAACAUACAAUGUUUGUACAAUCUCCCACUUUGAUUCAGCAAUGAAAUCUGGAUUUAAUUAAUUUUGUAGUUGUAUAAUUGUAACAAGAUUCUUCAUUGUGAUUUGCUAUUAUAUUGCAAUGUUUUGACAUUAACAGAAUUUAAGGGUGUACUGUAAUUUUUAAUUAUAGAAAUCAGAGGUUAAUCUACAGAUAAAAAAGAUAAUGUUGUUUGACAAUUUUACUUUAAAUACCUUUUUUUCUUCUCAGGGUGUGUCUCCAGAGGUUGACGGGAGAGUCACUGUUGCUUUCUUACCCACACUGAACAUAGUCUCUGGGUUGUUACAAGAUGGCGAAUUGGUCCAUGAUCAGGCAGUUAAGGUAAGCUUUACCGUUUUCUCCUGCCUUCCACAGUUUAGUAGCAAGUUUGUUUAUAGUUAGGCUUCACACAUCCUCACUGCUUCUUAUGGCAUUCUAUAAUUUCUUCAAAAAGUUGAAACCCUCCUACAGUGGCAGUACAGUUGUUCAUAAGUAAAUGUAUAAAGCUGUGCUUUGGGAACUAAGAUCAGGUGGUUGAGGAUGAAUACUGUCAUCAUAUCUUGUACUAUAUUUGCUUCACUGUGCACAUGCAUGAUGUUACAACAUUGUUUAAUUACUUAAGUUUUUUAAUUUAGUUGUAUGCCUGCUUUCACAGCAAUAGAGUACCGAAGUGUGACGUCAUAGAAAAUGAAAUUUGUGAAAUUAUGGGAUUUGUUAAGCUAUUCUGAAAGAACAACGUCCAAGACUCCUACUCGCCAAAAAUUAGCAAUUUGGGGCAGAUUGUCUCUGAGAUAUUAGCCCAGUUAUGCUCCGAUGACUCCAUACAAAUCCUUCUAAAUCUUGCCUGGUUCCUAUGAACCAAGCCAAAUUUAGAAGGAUUUGUAUGGAAUCGUCACAACAUAACUGGGCUAAUAUCUCAGAGACAAUUUGCCCCGAAUUGCUAAUUUUUGGCGAGUAGGCGUCUUGGACGUUGUUCUUUCAGAAUAGCUUAACAAAUCCCAUAAUUUCACAAAUUUCAUUUUUAUGACGUCAUCACUUCGGUACUCUAUUAAGCUGAGAAAAUUAGGGUCAGAGUUAAAAGGAAUUAACAAGCAAAAGAAAAAAUAACAUGGGCAAGGACUCCUUCUCACUUGAGCCAUGUUUGUUGUUCAAAGGCCCUGGCAGUCAGCUCUCUUCCUGGGUUCACUUUAAACAAAAAGGUGAUAUGAUAGGUCAUGGUAACUAACCCUGGACCCACGCUAUUUGUUCUUUGAACAAGUUAACGUGAAGUUUUAGGUGUUAACCUUGGUGUCAUCAUGCCUUCAUGCCCACAAACUGAAUUUCAGAAACCUCGUCUACUUUGCUAACUCAGUAAGUUAGAGAGUGGAGGAGGCGGCUGAAAUUAAGGCUACCAUAUCCAUUGAACUACACUUACUAAUGUUGUUGUUGCCAUUUUAAUAUGUAGGCAGUGAAAUCCUGCAUGGAGGGUUGUGCUCGUAUUUACCCAGUUCUUCAAGAAUCCCUUGUUCAGGCAGUAAAACGAACUAUGAAGUCCAAACAACAGGAUGCAAGUUAG